Molecule: messenger RNA, 1752 nt
Organism: Octodon degus (degu)
Lineage: Eukaryota; Metazoa; Chordata; Mammalia; Rodentia; Octodontidae
Product: cysteine protease ATG4D
Exons: 2
Coding region: 1-1407 (468 amino acids)
Molecular function (GO): protein-phosphatidylethanolamide deconjugating activity
Source: RefSeq, a predicted model, not a curated record
AUGGCCGGAGCCGAGGCGGCUGGCGGGGCUGCGCCCGGCAGCCACCUGCAAGAGCCCGCGCCGCGGACACCCCGGGGCCCGGAUCCCCAAAGCCUGGGGUCCCCGGGACCCGACGGCUCCGCGCUCAGCCCGGCCGGCGCUGCUCAUGUGGAGCCCGACGAGGUGGACAAGUUCAAGGCCCGGUUCCUGACCGCCUGGAACAAUGUCAAGUAUGGGUGGAUGGUCAAAAGCCGGACCAGCUUUAGCAAGAUCUCCAGCAUCUACCUCUGUGGGCGCCGCUACCGCUUUGAGGGUGAAGGUGACAUCCAGCGUUUCCAGCGGGACUUUGUGUCCCGCCUGUGGCUGACCUAUCGCCGGGACUUUCCACCCCUAGCUGGGGGCUCCCUGACCUCAGAUUGUGGCUGGGGAUGCAUGUUACGCAGUGGUCAGAUGAUGCUGGCCCAGGGCUUGCUGCUGCAUUUCCUGCCCCGAGAUUGGAUGUGGGCCGAGGGUCUCGGCCUGGGCCACCCUGAUCUGCCUGGCUCGGCCUCCUCUAGCCCUGGCCGAGGCCCUGCCUGCUGGAUGCCCCCACGCUGGCCCCGGGGCGCCCCUGAGCUGGAGCAGGAGCUGAGGCACCGGCAGAUCGUGUCCUGGUUCGCUGACCACCCCCGGGCCCCCUUUGGCCUGCACCGGCUGGUGGAGCUUGGGCAGAGCUCGGGCAAGAAGGCGGGUGACUGGUAUGGGCCGUCACUGGUGGCGCACAUCCUCAGGAAGGCUGUGGAGAGCAGCUCGGAGCUCACCCGCCUGGCCGUGUAUGUUUCUCAGGACUGCACAGUAUACAAGGCGGAUGUGGCACACCUGGUGGCCAGCCGGGACCCAGCAGCCGAAUGGAAGUCUGUGGUCAUCCUGGUGCCCGUGCGCCUGGGCGGGGAGACUCUGAACCCUGUGUACGUGCCCGGAGUGAAGGAGCUCCUAAGAUCUGAACUGUGUCUGGGCAUCAUGGGAGGCAAACCGAGGCACUCGCUGUACUUCAUUGGCUACCAGGAUGACUUCCUGCUCUACCUGGACCCCCACUACUGCCAGCCCGCCGUGGAUGUCAGCCAGGCCGACUUCCCCCUGGAGUCUUUCCACUGCACCUCUCCCCGCAAGAUGGCCUUCGCCAAGAUGGACCCAAGCUGCACAGUGGGCUUCUACGCAGGAAACAGGAAGGAGUUUGAGACGCUGUGCUCUGAGCUGACCAAGAUCCUCAGCUCCUCCUCAGCCACAGAGCGCUACCCCAUGUUCACCCUGGCCGAGGGCCAUGCUCAGGACCACAGCUUGGAUGACCUCUGCUCCCAGCUUCCCCAGGCAGCCACACUGCGGCUGCCUCGCCCCGGGCACCUCCUCAAGGCCAAGCGGCCAAGCUUGGAGGACUUUGUGUUUUUAUAAUGGAGGGAAUGGGGGAAAGAGGUGAGACUAUUUAUUUUUUUAUUUAUGUCACCUUGGUGUGUGUGUGGUGGGGGGACAACUCAAUGCCAGAGCUGCCAGGGUUUCUGGCUCUCCACCUCCCCACCACCCAGCAGAGAUCAGUCUGGUCUCAGCUGGAGGCUGCCACCCAGCAGCUGCACCCUCCUGGGCCCCCUCACAGGGCAGGGGGCAGGGCAGACACCCAGGAACCCACUCAGGGCCUGACCCAACAUACUGUCGUGUGCACUGGACCGGCCGUGCCCUUCACUGUCCCCAGGCCCCUGUCUGGGGAACUGUCUGUUACCAGGGGCUAAUAAAGCUGUUGAA